AUGACAACAGUUGGAGCCAAAGAAGAAAGCCAAAGUGCUGAAAUCACUCAAACUGGCACAAAAUCACAAGAAUCAAGCAACAAAAUUACCAAGGAUGAGUGGCUGAUUUCUAUAAAGAACUGUAAGGUUGACGAAACAACAAAGAAACUCCAAAUAGAAAGGGUUCCACCACUGCUACGUCAGAGUAACUCAAAUGAAAAUUUUUAUGAUCCUAUCAUAAUUUCGAUAGGCCCUUAUCAUCAUGAAAAGCCAGGGCUUGAAGCAUUCGAGCAGCUAAAAAUUCCAAUCGCGCAGAAGUUUUGUCGUUGCCUUAGUAAUCAAGUGUCCAUCGAACAGUUAUACGAAGAAGUGGCAAAGACUGAUGUAAUGAUGUUUCUUGAUGCUUGCCUUGUUCUUCAUUUUAUGUCCAACGGGAUAGAUAAGGAACAAAAUGUAGAUCCACGACUGUACAUGGGUUACUACCAAGGUUUAAUCUCUGUGGACUUGCUCUUGCUAGAGAAUCAAAUUCCUUUCCUAGUACUAAGAGCUUUGAUGAAUUUCAUAUUUGAUAGUGAAAGGCAGAAAGAGUUAAUUCAGAAAUUCUUUAAAUUCUACCAAUUAAGUAAUUCAUGUGAUGCUAGCACGAAAUUAGAUUUGGAUAAAAGCCCUCACCUUCUACAUCUAAUAUGGGAACAGCUGCUUUCAGGCCAAUUACGAAGGAAGACAAAGAAGAGGUGGAUUUAUGGGAAUCAUUUCGUACAGUAA
Molecule: messenger RNA, 744 nt
Organism: Olea europaea var. sylvestris
Lineage: Eukaryota; Viridiplantae; Streptophyta; Magnoliopsida; Lamiales; Oleaceae
Product: UPF0481 protein At3g47200-like
Exons: 2
Coding region: 1-744 (247 amino acids)
Source: RefSeq, a predicted model, not a curated record